GCAGCAGGACUCUGCCCGUUGCUUCCAGCCUGUUCCUGCUCAAAGGGCAGAUGCUGUCCCUGCUGAGCAGGGCGGGUACCACUGGGAUAUAGGGAUGGGGUCUCCUGUGGGGUUGGCAGAACUGAACACUGCCAUUGCCUGGGCUGAAGCUUUCUCCCUGCCAGGCUCAGUUCCGUGCCAGCAUGGAUUAUGCCAAGUCCUUGAGCCUGCGCCUGGCUGCGCCUGUUUCCAAAUGUGUCUCUGCCAGUGCCUCCAUGACCCAGCAGCUGCUCCUCUCCAGCCCGGCCCCACGGCCCCGACCCUUCCGUGUCUGCAACUGCGACCGCAGCCUGCGCAAAGGCAUCAUGGCACACAACCUGGCCGAGCUGCUGCACCAGGUCCGGAGCACCCUGCUGGUCCCUGACCCCAUCACGCUGGUCCUGGAUGAGGAUGGCACUGUGGUGGAAACAGAAGCUUUCUUCUGCACGCUGGAGGAGGGCACAGUGCUGAUGGCCCUGGGCAAGGGGCAGUCGUGGUCUGCCUGCAAGGCACCUGGCUACCAGCUGAGCCUGUCCCACAAGCCAUCCCGCCGCAUCGAUGUCGCCUGUGUCACUUUUGACCUGUACAAGACCAAUCCCCAGGACCUGGGCUGCCUCAACGUCAAAGCCACGCUCUAUGGCACCUACAGCAUGUCCUACGACCUGCGCUGCUACGGGGCCAAGAGGCUCAUGAAGGAAGCGCUGCGCUGGAUGCUCUUCAGCAUGCAGGCCACGGGGCACGUGCUGCUGGGCACCUCCUGCUACAUGCAGCAGUUGCUGGAUGCCACCGAGGAGCCCAAGGAAGAGAGCUGUGUGCAGCUGCCCCACGUCCUGCCCCACAGCCUCCCCCUGCUGCCCCCCAGCAAGAUGCUGCAGUGAGGAGAUGGGGCAUGUCCUUUCCUGGGUGUCCCAGAGCCCCUCCCUAGGUCAGUACCCAGAGCUCUCCCUGCAUGUUGCUGGCUGGAUGCAGCCUCCUCUUUUCUGUGAUGCCUGCUGCUUUGUAAAUAUAUUUAUUUAAGUAAAGCUGUGCUUCUUGCAAUGCU
Messenger RNA from Lagopus leucura (white-tailed ptarmigan), 1060 nucleotides. It is a transcript of the gene CIDEC, whose product is annotated as cell death inducing DFFA like effector c. Lineage: Eukaryota; Metazoa; Chordata; Aves; Galliformes; Phasianidae. The transcript has 5 exons. Gene Ontology annotation, biological process: regulation of apoptotic process; apoptotic process. The coding region runs from base 183 to 896 and encodes 237 amino acids. The record is from RefSeq and is a predicted model, not a curated record.